AUGAACGGAAUUUGGAUAUACGCAGCCUCCAAUACGGCCCGAGGGGAAUCCGCGACGAUCCAAACUGGUACCUUGCCGGCCAAAACUGUAACUUACUGGGACACCGCUCCUGUUUCCUCUGAGCAACACUUUGAUGUCUUCUCAGACAGGUCAAUCCUUCACACGACUCGCGAGCUCAAUGAUCUGGUAAAGAGUGAAACACGGCAUUAG
Molecule: messenger RNA, 210 nt
Organism: Penicillium riverlandense
Lineage: Eukaryota; Fungi; Ascomycota; Eurotiomycetes; Eurotiales; Aspergillaceae
Exons: 2
Coding region: 1-210 (69 amino acids)
Source: RefSeq, a predicted model, not a curated record